AUGACCAUCUGGACAUUCUUGGGAAGACAAUGGACCGUACUUCCCCCAGCACCCAAGGGAGAUUACCUAAAGGGUAAAGUAAUAUUGAUCACGGGUGCAAAUUCAGGUAUAGGAUUAGAAUCACUCAAACAUUUCGUUCAAGCUUCGCCAUCAAAAUUGAUCUUAUGUGUGAGAUCAAUCGAAUCGACCGAAAAGAUCUUAGGAGAACUACAAUCUUUUCAUCCGGAUCUAAAAGCGGAGAUAGUGUUUCUGGAUUUAUGUGAUUUGAAUACUAUCAAGGUAUUGCCUGAUGAGCUCAGAAAGAGAGGAGUGGAAAAGAUUGAUAUACUCAUCAAUAACGCUGGAGCGAAUCCGGGAAAUGCCAGCAAACCACCAGAAUUCACCAAAGAUAACUACGAAAAAACAUUCCAAAUCAACGUCCUAUCACCUUUCCUGCUAUCUUUAAACCUCUUACCGUUCUUAAGAGAGUCACCUGCACCAAAGAUCCUAUUCUUAGGUUCGGGAGUACACGCUUCUGCCGAUGUCAAGCUUAUUGAGAGCUCCUUGAAGGAAGAUAAAUCGAUCGUUCGGGCGUUCAACGAGAAGAAUGGAGAUUGGUACGAUAAUAAACAGAUUUACGGGAUAUCAAAGUUACUCCUCCAAAUGAUCACCCGGUCUCUUAUUCCCUCACUUCCUACAAUCAAUAUCAUAACUGUCAGUCCAGGAUUGGCAAUCACGAACCUAGGCAGGGAUUUCAACUUCAAUCUUGCCUUUUACAUAUUCGGAGCACCAUUCAUGUUGCUCAAUGCGAGAAGUGCUGAGAAAGGAGCGAGAAAUGUUAGUUCAGCUGUAGCUCAGGCGGAUCAGAGCUAUGAUUACUGGGCUGAAUGCGGUCCAUCUUACUCUGAGAGUAGCUGGUUAUCGUCCGGUAACGGGAUAGAAGCUACUAAAGCAUUUUACAAGGAAAUGAUAGAGGAAGUGGAGAAGAUCAGUCCGGGUGCGACGAACGGUUUGAUCGUAUGA
Molecule: messenger RNA, 1002 nt
Organism: Kwoniella botswanensis
Lineage: Eukaryota; Fungi; Basidiomycota; Tremellomycetes; Tremellales; Cryptococcaceae
Exons: 6
Coding region: 1-1002 (333 amino acids)
Source: RefSeq, a predicted model, not a curated record